This is a messenger RNA of Phymastichus coffea, 5220 nucleotides long. Its product is annotated as zinc transporter foi. Lineage: Eukaryota; Metazoa; Arthropoda; Insecta; Hymenoptera; Eulophidae. Bases 968 to 3181 code for a protein of 737 amino acids. Gene Ontology annotation, molecular function: zinc ion transmembrane transporter activity. Gene Ontology annotation, biological process: intracellular zinc ion homeostasis; zinc ion import across plasma membrane. The record is from RefSeq and is a predicted model, not a curated record. Gene Ontology annotation, cellular component: membrane. The transcript has 11 exons.
CACUUUUUAAGAACAAAUAGAUAUAGACAAAGUAUUUCGAGUUUGUAAAUAAAAAACAGCACGAUUGUACGUACUUCUCAUGGGAAACACCGAUUUCAAUUUGUUCGAUUAAUACUUAUCGUAUCUUUAUUUUUUUUAUAUGAGUAAAAUUGAUAUUUAGAGGUAUUACAACAAAGUAUAAAAGUGUUUACUUAUAAAUUUGAUGUAAGAGAGAAUGGGGCAUUCCGUGAUUGCUCAUAGCUGAUAGAACGUACAAAUGUAAGUAUAUGAUAAUAAUCUUGCGUGCUUUCGGCGUAUUGUCCCAAGCUCGAGCAUUUUAAAGAUAUUCUCGAAUCACAAAAUUCUAAAAGAUUUAUUUCACAUGUUUUUUGGUAAAGCAACGUCAUAUUCCACACAGGUAUGGCAAUGUCGCGCCAGAUAGGAUUAAAAAUCUAACAAUCGUCGAUCAUCGCACAUGCCAUUUGAAAACAAUAAACUAAACGUAGAAAAAUUUUUUUUUCUUAUAUUCUUCAAAUACACAAUAUGAAGUCGCACGAUUUCGGUAGCAAAGCCACAGCAGCAAGUCCAACCAAUUAAUCUGCCUCGCGCAUGGUGAAAGAAAAAAAAAAUCACAGUGACGAAGAACUGACCAACCGAAACUCCACGUCGCCGAGCCUGGCCUGUUGCAGAGAACGAGCGCGUCAGGGGAGAGGAGGGAGUUCGCCGGCGUUGAAGCGUGUGAUUUUCAGAUUACAUAUAUUCCCGCGCCGUUGCCACGACUCGCCAGUCAACUUCACGCUUCCCGGUGCAAGGAAGGACUCACUCGUGUUUGCAAACACUUGCAACAUUUCAAAGUGUCUAGCUCGUGUACAUUUGCCGGUACAGUGAACGUUCAAAUUGCUCGACUGUCGAGCACACCAAAACACUUAUCUUUUGUGCUUAAGUUCUUGGCAGCGACGAGGCGUGGCGCGCCUCUCUUGCAGCGUAAAUGAAGAUGGCACAUUUUGUGGCUAUGUGCGUAGUGUGUUUAUUUUGUGCAACACACACACCAUGUCUGGCUCAUAUGAAAAUGUCACAAAUGGUGCAAAAAACAACACCUCCUAGUAAGGAAUAUUCUACAGAUUCAUCUGAUGACAGUGAACAUUUCUUAGACAAUCGGAUAAAAAAUGAAGUGUCUGAGUGGUCAAAAAAAAUCUAUAACAGAACUGAUAAUCUACUUCAUAAAGUGCCUCAUAAUAGUAUCGAAAAAUCCAACAGUGAUAGUGUAGAACUUGACUUAGAACAUAUUAAAAAGCUCCAAGAGCCCAGAAGACAAGAAUUACUCGAAAGGCUAGGUCAGAACGACUUACAGGCAAUGAACGCGAAAAGUGCGAAAAAUGCCAAAAAUUCACGUGCUAAACGGAGCACAGAAUUCAAUGAGAAGUACUUCACUAUGAAACUGUUCCAACAAUAUGGCAAUGGCGAGCACAUGACAAUGGAGGGCUUUGAGAAGCUAUUAAAAAAAAUAGGUCUAUUCCAGUUGGAAAGCAGAGUCAGUGAGCAGGAGAGUCACAGCAUCAACAGCAAUCAAUCAGGAAGUAGAUUAGAUGUAACGAUGUUACAUAAAAUUGCAGCCAACAUCAAGGAAUCUCACGUACGAAAGGGUGUUGAUGACCAGCGGUGCUUGAACAACAGGGAACUGCUGAGUAGUCUGUCGGGUGACAAGGUUUAUACGAACGGUAGUAGCACGAAGGAGCUACCAAGCUGGCUGUUCGAACGAGUCUGCCCAGCACUGAUUUAUCAACUGGUCGAGCAGACAACUUCUGGUUGUAUACAGGUCGACGACAUAACCGUCAUCAAUCACGGUAAUGUCGGUACCGCAAUGGAAAGCAGCAACGAUAGGACGCGCAACAUGUUUCAAGUAUGGGUAUACUCGACGGUCAGCAUACUCAUUAUAAGUCUAUGUGGACUUCUGGGAGUUGCAGUAAUCCCGAUGAUGAGUAAAAGCUAUUACCACCAGCUGCUACAAUUUCUUGUGGCACUAGCUGUUGGUACGCUUUGUGGUGAUGCUCUCAUACACUUGUUACCUCACGCCAUGAUGUCGCAUCAUAGUCAUUCGCACGAUAAUAGUCACACGCAUUUAUCAGUAAGUCAUAGUCAAGAUGAGCACAACACGAACAUGUGGAAAGGUUUUGUAGCGAUGAUAGGUUUAGUUAUAUUUUUCUUUACGGAAAAAGUAUUAAAUAUUAUAUCUGAAUGGAGGAGGUAUAAUCAGAGCCGAAGUAAAGUGAGUGUUGUUGUGCCCAACCGCGCUCGAGUCAUAAGAGAGUCCGAUGCGGGUAACAGCAAUACCGUCGGUGAAAAGUUGUGCAAACAUAAAUAUUCUACGUCUUAUCCGUAUUGUUAUGGAGAAAUCGCAACUGAAACUCAAGAUAAUCUUCAUCAACAUAAUCAUCACGAAAAGCCACAGAGUAUUGAUGAGGAAAAGCCUUUAACUUGCAAUGCGACAAAUUGUAAUUCGGUUUCGAACAAAAUAAUGUCAAACGAUAUGGAGAAGAAAGGUAAUGAGGAUUGGAAGCUUGAUGAUACUGUGAUCAACGAUACGAAAAAAGCUGUUGAUGGUUCCGAUAUACCAUUGAACGAAGCAGAAAGUUAUACUGUGAUUAUUAGGGAGCAUGAGGGUAAACAUCAUGGCCACAGUCAUGGACAUAGCCACGUUCAUUCUACCCCAGAUUCAAUGUCAAGUGUAGCGUGGAUGGUUGUGAUGGGUGAUGGUUUGCACAAUUUUACAGAUGGCAUGGCUAUAGGUGCUGCUUUUUCGGCAAAUAUUGCUGGAGGUUUUUCCACGACCAUUGCUGUAUUUUGCCACGAAUUACCUCACGAAUUAGGUGAUUUUGCAGUUCUAUUAAAAGCGGGCAUGAGUGCCAAACAAGCUAUUUUCUAUAAUCUGUUAUCUUCAAUACUCUGUCUGUUCGGUAUGGUAUUUGGAGUAUUACUCGGUGCUACCCCAGCUGCAAGCAGUUGGAUGUUUGCUGCUGCAGCUGGAAUGUUUAUAUAUAUAGCUCUUGUGGAUAUGAUUCCUGAACUGUCUUCUAACCACUCGAUUUUGGAUGGUGCACACUGGCAAAUUCUCUUGCAAGCAGGAGGCCUAAUAACUGGUUUCGGUAUCAUGUUAGUGAUUGCGCUUUAUGAACCCGAUCUCCAAACGUUAUUUGACAGUUAAAUCCAACAAGUCUGACUUUACUUACAUAAUUAAGUAAUAUAUAAGUCAAAUUAUCAAUGUAAUACUACGGUCAAUUCGAAGCCUAAAAAGUUCAAUUACAAUUGGAGUGAGAGUUUGAAUUUUUGGUUUGGAUGACUAGAACUAGUAAUGUGCGGUUUGAGAAACAUUAAUAAUUUUCAUUUUGUGCAUAUGCGUGCGAUUACUAUCGAAAUAAAUAGGAUAGUGUAUACUACAAUCGCGAAUAGAUUUAGUAUAAAAUUGCGCAGCUUGCAUUUUAAGCUUAAUUAAAUUUUAGGGUUGCGAAUCAAUCAUGUGAAAUCCAGUAAGUUUUAGUAAGCGUGGAAAAAUUAAGAAUUGAAAAAUUUAUAAUAGAAAAAUCCGUUUAUAUUGCAUUUCAAAUCAUUUAUUUUUAGACAACGAGAGAAGAAAUUAGUUUGUUUGGAUAUUGAAAUAAUGAUUUUUUUGUUAUUUGAAUGCAUUGAAACUGAUCAAUGGACAUGUUUUAGAAACAUAAGAAUUUUUAUUCAUUGUCAUUAAUCAAUUUAUUUAUUGUCAUAAAAUUUGUUUAUUUUCCUGGAAAAAAUCAUUGUUAUAUAUUGAAUUUGAGAAUUAGGUUAAUUUUUUUAAAAGUAAUUAUAACUUUGGAAAACAGUUUUAAGCUUUAGAAUGGGAACAAUUACGAACAUCACACGCAGAAAGUUUAGAAACAAGUUUGCAGUAUUGAAUUUUCAUUAUUAAUAUUUAAGUGAAAUCAAGCUCAGUUUGAAUGAGUUGGCAUAUUGUUUUUUUAGUUAUUGUUAGUAGCUCUCUAAUUGUAAAUCGUAGAAUUCCAAACAAAUAUAAACACUAAAUAAGGAAUUUGACAACCUAGUGAAUUUAUUUGACAUCACUAAUAUUCAGAAUUCAGAUGAACAAUUCAUGCAUUAAAUUAUUAAUUACCAUAUGUAAUAUGAAAAUUCUGCUGUACUUCAAUGAAUUCUAAACUACGAAUGAAAUAGUACAUUACGAUACAAGUGCGGGAAAUUAGAUUCUUGUCUGGUUUAGCGUUUGGAAUGUAUGAAUGGAAAGGUACACGAAACGAGAAACUCUUUCCCGAACAUGUGCCGUACCGUAUUUUUUUAUACGACGUGUGGAAAGUGUGAUUUUCAACGCACGUUUUCUACCGAGCGUGCGGGAAAGACGCACUUUGCGCACGGAGUAUUGAAAAUAUUUUUUUGUAAUCCUGACUUAAUAGUUUUAAUUGAAUGUCAAAUAGUAAUCAGUAUAGUAACGUUAAAAUCAAUCAAACAUGAAGAAAUGAUGAGCAUACUUAUUACUGUAAGGCAAAGAGUUUAAAUGGCACUGUUUUUUUAUUAUUAUAUCAUUUAAAUUUAUUCUUUUUAAUAAGCAUGUACAAAAUGUGAAAAACAGUUUUGCUUAUUUUCAAAUAUAUAUAAAUAAAAUCGAUAUCAAUUGUUGGUUUUCAGCAUAUAAAAGUGAAUCAAAGAAUAUGAUUUCAAUCUCUAGACUAGUUUUUUUAAAUACAUCGUUACUAACCAUUUGAACACUUUUCCGUACACUUAAAAAAUGUAAUAAAAAAAUUCAUUACGAAAGUUAUGAAAGUGAAAUAUUUACAGAACACUUGUGUAACAUUAAGUAAUUUUAACUGACGUUCCUGCUAAAUACAACUAUUCAAUAUAACGCAGAAUAUUGUUAGUUAAAAGUUAAAUGGAUUAAGUUAACAGCAAUAAUAGCGCUCAAUCGCUGUAAAGUAUGAACAAGCACUCAACUUAUUUUCUGGCUAUUCAGCAUUGUUAUGUAAUGAUUAUGUAUAUGAUUUAUGUGAUCAAAUUUGUUCACAUUGAAAACCACAUAAUUGUACAUAAGUAUAUGAAUAUUUUCGGUAUACUUAUAAAAAGAUUGAAUGACUACUGUCAUGUCUAUAUUUUAUAAUAAAAAAAAAAAUGCGUGACAACAAAUAAGACGUUCAAAAAAUCUAUUGACAUAACGAAUAAAUUUUAGAGUUGUAAUUAUAUCCCUUACUUUUUCAUAGUCGACUG